Molecule: messenger RNA, 1438 nt
Organism: Cololabis saira (Pacific saury)
Lineage: Eukaryota; Metazoa; Chordata; Actinopteri; Beloniformes; Belonidae
Gene: rgrb
Product: retinal G protein coupled receptor b
Exons: 7
Coding region: 283-1164 (293 amino acids)
Biological process (GO): G protein-coupled receptor signaling pathway; visual perception; phototransduction
Cellular component (GO): membrane
Molecular function (GO): G protein-coupled receptor activity
Source: RefSeq, a predicted model, not a curated record
UUCUAUCCAGCCUGGGUUUCAAAUCCUAUUUAAGAUCUGACUCCAUACCACUCUGAGCGUUUACAUGAAACAUCGUGUGCAAACUUUUUUUGCGACCAUAAAACUUUGUAGGAAGUUCGCUCGUUAGGACAUUCCUGCGAGGAUUGCAAAGGGGGUUAACUGAGAUUAGGCUCUUUAUGCUUUUUCACGUGAAAGAGCCUUUAUAAGGCGAUAUUUUUGGAGGAGACGGUGGUUAUUUGCACGGCUUGUGUUUUGUGCAAACGUGAAUUCGUGCAUCUAAACAUGGGAGCCUAUACAUUACCGGAUGGAUUCACGGACUAUGACAUGUUUGCUUUCGGCUCUGCACUCCUUGUUGGAGGCCUUCUGGGAUUCUUCCUCAAUGCCAUCAGCGUCCUGGCCUUCAUCAGUGUGAAGGAGAUGAGAACUCCUAGUAACUUCCUUGUGUUCAAUCUGGCUUUGGCUGACAUCAGUUUGAAUAUAAACGGGCUCACCGCUGCAUAUGCCAGCUAUCUCAGGUAUUGGCCAUUUGGUCAAGAAGGUUGUGACUAUCACGCUUUCCAGGGGAUGAUAUCGCUCUUGGCCUCCAUCAGCUUCAUGGCUACAAUUGCCUGGGACAGAUAUCACCAGUACUGCACCAGACAGAAGCUCUUCUGGAGCACGGUUAUGACGAUGAGCGCCAUCAUCUGGACUCUCUCCAUCUUCUGGUCGGCUGUUCCGCUGAUGGGAUGGGGUGUCUAUGACUUUGAGCCUAUGAAGACUUGCUGCACACUGGACUACACCAGAGGGGACAGGGAUUAUAUCACCUUCGUGCUGACUCUAAUUGGGCUUUACCUGUUGUUCCCAUGUUUCGUCAUGGUGUCAUGUUAUGAUGCCACCUACAAACAUUUCAAGAAAACCCGUAACUACAGGUUUAACACCAGUAUGCCCUUGAGGGUGUUGCUAAUGUGCUGGGGUCCGUACAUCCUCAUGUGUAUCUACGCCUGCUUCGAAAACGCGAAGCUCGUCUCUCCAAAACUACGAAUGGUGCUUCCAGUUCUCGCAAAGACAAAUCCUAUCUUCAACGCUCUCCUCUACUCAUUUGGGAAUGAGUACUACCGAGGCGGGGUGUGGAACUUCCUCACCGGACAGAAGAUCGUGGAGCCAGACAUUAAGAAAUCAAAAUAAAAGAAAACUCAAUGUCGCCUGCCAAAAAGCCAAGUAUAUCAUACGCUCUUAUGAUCGGAUCCUUACACUAGCACUGUAGGAUGUUGUAAAAUAAACAUCAUUUAGUCAUUUAGAUGCCAGUCAAUUAAAUUAAGCCCAAAGUUUUCGGUUAGGAACCCACAUAUGUCAUGCUGGAUUGAUGCAAUAUCAAAUUCUUUCUCCAGCAACUUGUUUUUAAGCUAAACUGCUGCUCCGUCCACAUUUACCACUCACAAUAAACAGAUGCUGCUGCUCA